AUGGCACGAUAUUCGUUACUGAUAGUCAAUUUUAUAUGGAUUAUACAUUCAACAUAUGAACUUCAUCUUCCCCUUCCCGACGACAUAGACGGCGAGGAACUGGCUGCUGUAGUGGUAGAUGUGAAGGAAGACGGUGAAAGAUUACGACGCUCAACAGAUGGAAUCUCUGUUCCAGCUGAAAAGAUAGAAAUCACUUUUCCAUUUAAUAAUGGGACAGUAGAUCUUCAUCUGAGAAGAAGAAAUGAGCUGUCUGUAAACGUCCCGGUGUAUAUAAGUGACGCCCGUGGGAAUAUAGUCAGACAACUGAUACAGAGGAAGGAUAAUGUGUUCUUCUAUCAAGACCAGCAAAAGUUCGCAGCAUUUUACGUGGAGACCACAGAAACCUCGUCCUGCAUGUUUGGGAGCUUUGAAGACAGAGCAGAAGAAUUCUUCUUAGAACCUAAGGACUUGAACUGCAGCGGAUCUCCUGACAGCACUUCCGUGUUUAAAGUUCUGAAAAUCAAACAUAGGCAGUUCCUGUAUGACGAUGACAUGAAUAUUGAACGACCACUCUUUCAAACGACAGCUAAAAACGCCAAUUCAUCAGAUACAAAACGCAAUGUUACAGAAUACAAAGUAGAAAUGCUUUUGAUUGUAGACUACUCUAUAUACAACUAUUGGUUUACCCAAAGCAAAGCAGGAUCGACAGCGAACAAAGACACGGAAGCCAAGUACAAUAUACGACAAUAUUAUGCCUGGGUUAUAAAUGGGAUGGACGUACGGUACAAAAACAUUCAGACAGAGGCUUACAGCAUAUCCGUCGUUUAUGGAGGAAUCUACAUUGCUGAUACAGCAGCAAAAUCUGCUUUCACUGAAACUCACAAAGAUUCCUCCAGCCCAAAACCAAAAGUGGAUGCCGAUACUGUUUUAGAUUCCAUCACAGCCUGGUUACAGAACACUUCUGGUCUCCCUGAUCAUGAUAAUGCAAUCAUGUUUUCAAGAUACGACUUUACAAAUAGUGGUUCAAGUAGCAUUAUUGGGCUGGCUUGGAUGUCGCAGGUUUGUAAAUCCAGAAGUGUAUCUAUUGUGGAGGACCAUUUCGACUUUAUCAUGCUUUCAACCGCUGCACAUGAACUGGGACACAGCUUGGGCGCAUCUCAUGACGGACUUGGUAAUAAUGGCUGCAAAGAUGAACACUAUAUAAUGUCGUCUCGGGCUUCUGUGGUUGAAACUACAAACCCUUGGAAAUUUUCAUCUUGUUCAACGAAAGAAUUUAUCGCCUAUAUCGACAGUCUAAACUCGGGUGAUGGAAAUAAUUGCAUGACAGCUCUGAGCGGAUCGUUUGACUCCACAGCUUUAAACAAGUUCACAAGUUUGCCGGGGCAGAUUUUUGAUGCCGAUGCUCAGUGUAAACAUAUUCAUGGCUCUGGAUCAUCAUUCUGCAACACUCUGUAUGACGUCAAUUACACAACCAUUUGUACAACACUUUGGUGUUUUAAAACGGAUGGAAGUGGGGAUUGUAUACAAUCUGUGGGCGGGGACGGUCUACAGUGCGGAAACAGGAAGUGGUGUAUAUCAGGUGUAUGUACCUAUGAUGUCUCUGCACCCCCAGGCGACGAAUCUUGUUUAUUUGGUGAUCAAAUGAGAAAGAUGUGUACAAGUGCGAAAUCACACCUGUGCUACUUUUCAUUUUUCAAAACAGCUUGCUGUAAAACGUGCUCUCGUUUCUAUACCGGAAGAAAAGGUUGCGAAUACGGUGAUAAGUUACCUGGUUGCACAUCAGCAUGCUGCCCACAAUAUGGGAAGACGUAUUGUUGCGGUCAUUGUUUCUCUAGGACCACACCACAGACAACGGAAAUAACUACAGAAGAGCCAAACCUAUGUGGAAUUCUGCAGACUACAUCCAGAAGACCGCCUACAUUAACGACGGAAUUCCCAACCACGGCAAAUGAAGAGAUAAAAUUCACGUUUGUUUUGGAGAUGGCCAUUCUCAUUACAGAGAAUUUAUCCGAUAGCAUCCAAUACUCAUCUGUGAAAGGGAAGGCUGAAUCAGCGUUAUCAACCAUCUAUAGUAAAAGACUGGGAAGCCAUUUGAAAACUUGUAGAGUGACAGCACUCAGGAAAGGAAGUUUAAUCGUUGAUUAUGGCCUGAUCACAAAAAGCGAUGCAUCUGCAGCAUCAAGCAUAAUGUCUGUGAACCAAGCUCUGUUGUCUGGUAAAGAGAACGUGACUUAUGACGGGAGGAGUACACCGGUAUCUUCAAUGGCAUUUGUGGAUUCUUCGGGAGGAUUCGUGAACUUUACCAGUACCACCACACAGUGUCAAAUUCUGGAGGCAAAUAAUCCGUGUAACAGAGGAACACGGUGUGUUGAAGAACAAAACGGACCGGUUUGUCGGUAAGUAAUCUACUGAUACAACCGCAGGAUAAAACAUUAAAUUUAAUGCCAAUCAAUGGUGCAUAAAUGUGCACUAUCAAACGUUCACGAUUCGUUAUGCAAUACGUAUGUCUCGUGCAAACAAAUUGUCAUCAGAGUAUCAAUAUUUACCAACUAACUCUUCAAUGCAAGCUGAUUUUCAAAAAAGGAGAAAUAAUACAUCACGUGAUAUAUUCAUUUAGGUUUUAAAGAAGUGUUUUAUUUGUUUGUUUGGUAUAGUGUUAUGAAGGCAGACGAUGCAACAGGUAAUUUGCAAACCAAACUUACAUAUCAGGUCGACAAGGGAUGCUUACUCCUCCUAGACACCUGAUCCCACCUCUGUAUUCCUUAUAGAAGUUUUGAGAUUGAUCAUUAUUCGUUAUCUUCACCUUAUUAUCAGCCUCUGUUAAUACUCUGUAAAUAUUCUCUCUCCU
Messenger RNA from Ostrea edulis (European flat oyster), 2827 nucleotides. RefSeq names its product A disintegrin and metalloproteinase with thrombospondin motifs 3-like. The record is from RefSeq and is a predicted model, not a curated record. Bases 1 to 2379 code for a protein of 792 amino acids. NCBI's taxonomy places the organism in Eukaryota, Metazoa, Mollusca, Bivalvia, Ostreida, Ostreidae. The transcript is spliced from 20 exons. Gene Ontology annotation, cellular component: plasma membrane. Gene Ontology annotation, molecular function: metalloendopeptidase activity. Gene Ontology annotation, biological process: Notch signaling pathway; membrane protein ectodomain proteolysis.